Nematolebias whitei (Rio pearlfish) is the source of this 1617-nucleotide messenger RNA. RefSeq names its product protein phosphatase 2, regulatory subunit B, alpha a (gene ppp2r2aa). The record is from RefSeq and is a predicted model, not a curated record. Gene Ontology annotation, molecular function: protein binding; protein phosphatase regulator activity. The transcript has 10 exons. Gene Ontology annotation, biological process: peptidyl-serine dephosphorylation. Bases 260 to 1606 code for a protein of 448 amino acids. NCBI's taxonomy places the organism in Eukaryota, Metazoa, Chordata, Actinopteri, Cyprinodontiformes, Rivulidae. Gene Ontology annotation, cellular component: protein phosphatase type 2A complex; cytosol.
AGGAGGCAGAUGCGAGGGAAAUCUCAAAGUAGGGUGCAAACUCUGCAAAGCAGUCGUGAAGGUUGUGAUAGUCUCUUCCGAUGAAAAGCAGUUCACCUUCGUAGCAGCAGCCAGGUUUGAGGGCUGUGGGGAGUUAUUUACAAACACCGCUUCGUUCCUCCUCGGACAGAACCAGUCCGGUCGGUCAGCACGGACCGCUCCAGUCCAGGGCCCGAACCUCCUGCAACAGAGAGCCCAGUUUGAGUCCCUCGCCAUCAUCAUGGCAGGACCCGGAGGUGGGAGCAGCGAUGUGCAGUGGUGCUUCUCACAGGUCAAAGGAGCCAUGGAUGAUGAUGUAGCUGAAGCUGACAUCAUCUCAACGGUUGAAUUCAAUCACUCUGGGGAGCUACUUGCCACCGGGGACAAGGGGGGUCGUGUUGUCAUCUUUCAGCAGGAGCCUGAGAGUAAGAACCAACCGCAGUGCAGAGGAGAGUACAACGUUUACAGCACCUUCCAGAGCCACGAGCCUGAGUUCGACUACCUGAAAAGUCUUGAGAUUGAGGAGAAGAUCAACAAGAUUCGAUGGCUACCUCAGAAGAACGCGGCGCAGUUCCUUUUGUCUACGAAUGACAAAACUAUUAAGCUGUGGAAAGUCAGUGAGCGUGACAAGAGACCAGAGGGCUACAACUUAAAGGAAGAGGACGGACGUUACAGAGAUCCCAACACUGUCACGACUCUACGGGUACCGGUGUUCAGGCCCAUGGAUCUGAUGGUGGAGGCCAGUCCCAGACGAGUGUUUGCAAACGCACACACCUACCACAUCAACUCCAUAUCAGUCAACAGUGAUCAUGAGACCUACCUGUCUGCAGAUGACCUGCGCAUGAACCUUUGGCAUUUGGAGAUCACAGAUCGCAGCUUUAAUAUUGUUGACAUCAAACCAGCGAAUAUGGAGGAGCUGACAGAAGUGAUCACGGCGGCAGAGUUUCACCCCUACCAGUGCAACACGUUUGUUUACAGCAGCAGUAAGGGAACCAUCCGCCUGUGUGACAUGAGGGCGUCCGCUCUGUGCGACACACACGCCAAAUUGUUCGAGGAGCCAGAAGACCCCAACAACCGUUCAUUCUUCUCCGAAAUCAUCUCCUCCAUCUCUGAUGUGAAGUUCAGCCACAGCGGACGCUACAUGAUGACGCGGGACUAUCUGUCCGUCAAAAUCUGGGAUCUCAACAUGGAAACGCGGCCAGUAGAAACAUAUCAGGUGCAUGAAUAUCUCAGGAGUAAGUUGUGCUCGCUUUAUGAGAACGACUGCAUCUUUGACAAGUUUGAGUGCUGCUGGAAUGGGAAUGACAGUGUUGUGAUGACCGGCUCCUACAACAACUUCUUCAGGAUGUUUGAUCGAGGCUACCGGCGCGACGUGACCUUUGAGGCAUCGCGGGAGAACAGCAAGCCGCGAUCGGUCCUGAAGCCUCGCAAAAUAAGCACGGGCGGGAAGCGCAAAAAGGACGAGAUCAGUGUAGACAGUCUGGACUUUAACAAGAAGAUCCUCCACACUGCUUGGCAUCCUCUGGACAACAUCAUUGCCGUGGCAACCACCAACAAUCUGUACAUAUUCCAGGAUAAGGUGAACUAGCGUUUGGUAAC